AUGGCAAUUACCCGCGGCGCAACCGGCAAUGCGCGCCCGCGCAUAAUCGAGACCAUAUCCACUUCCCCAGUUAUCAAGAAACGCCGCACCAACGCCGCAGCGAAGUCUAAGACAGGCAAGGACAGUAUUAGCCAGAAUAAGUCGAUGAAGGAGGGCUCGAGCUCAUCCAGCAAGCGUGGGCGCCAACCGAAGGCCUCUACCGCAGCGGGCAUCACCAAGAAAGCUGCUAAGACUGCGACUGCGACUGCAAAUGCAAAGGCCAAGACUGAAGGCGAGGGAAGGGCUAUCUGGAUUCUGGACGUGAGACGAUAA
Histoplasma capsulatum G186AR is the source of this 312-nucleotide messenger RNA. RefSeq lists its product as uncharacterized. The transcript is spliced from 2 exons. NCBI's taxonomy places the organism in Eukaryota, Fungi, Ascomycota, Eurotiomycetes, Onygenales, Ajellomycetaceae. The record is from RefSeq and is a predicted model, not a curated record. Bases 1 to 312 code for a protein of 103 amino acids.